CCACACUAUCUUCACUCAAUUCAUACAUAAAAAUAUCAUAUCUCUCUCUUAUUAUUUCUUCUAUAUUAAACAAACUUGCUAGUGAUCAAACCAUCAAUCAUCAUCUAAUGGCUGUUGAAGCUUUGAAUUCUCCAACAACGGCAACUACACCUUUGUUUCGACAAGAUUCCGGCAACCAUCUAAAGUAUUUGGAAUCAUGGACUAAAGGAAAAAGAUCAAAAAGGCCACGUCAACCAACAGAAGAAGAGUAUCUUGCUUUCUGUCUUUUGUUACUAGCCCGUGAUGGGCGUGAUAAAACAGAAGAAUUAUCACGCCCACAUAAACGGGCUAGCUCACCACCUAUGAGUAUUGUCCCACCGCUACACUUACUUCAUAAGUGUAGCGUCUGUGACAAGGCUUUUGGGUCCUACCAAGCUCUUGGUGGACAUAAAGCCAGUCACAGAAAAAAUAACCCAGAUGAAGUCGAAAUUUUAUUUAAAGCUGGGGCUGAAACUGAACACGUGGUUGCACCAACAGCCACCACGUCAUCAAAUAGUGGGACACAUGGUGUGAUUAGUGGAAGAAGUCACGAGUGUAAUAUUUGUCACCGGUCAUUUGCGUCCGGACAAGCUUUAGGUGGACACAAACGACGUCACUAUGACGGAGUUAUCGGUGGCGGUGCUGCUCGUGCCGCCAGCGGUAUUACGUCAUCAGAAGGCGUUGGGUCUACCAAUAGUCAACGCGGGUUUGACCUCAACCUCCCAGCGAUGCCGGAAUUUUUUCCUGGAUUCAUCGACGAGGAGGUUGAAAGCCCGCACCCGGCGAAGAAGUCUAGACUUUCUCCAAAGUUAGAGAUAGUCACACAUCAUUAAAAAUUUUUAUAUUAGCUUAUUGCGUAUUUAAUUUAAUUUACCAUAUACAAUUAGUUUUUGGGUGUUUUAGGAAUUUACAUUAUUAAUUUCUAGGGGAUUUAUUAUUAAAAAUUUGUUAAGAGUAGGAUUCUUUGUACACAUAAGUAAUUCUGUGUAAAUAAUUGUUGAAUUUGAUGAAUAUGAAUUGGAUUGAUUGAUUUAUUUGUA
Messenger RNA from Erigeron canadensis, 1058 nucleotides. RefSeq names its product zinc finger protein ZAT10. Gene Ontology annotation, molecular function: DNA-binding transcription factor activity. The transcript has a single exon. NCBI's taxonomy places the organism in Eukaryota, Viridiplantae, Streptophyta, Magnoliopsida, Asterales, Asteraceae. The coding region runs from base 108 to 851 and encodes 247 amino acids. The record is from RefSeq and is a predicted model, not a curated record.